AUUCUUCUAUCCUCUGUUUUCCAACUAUAUUCACAUUCAAUGGCUGCAAUUGUGUGCCACGGGUUGCAGUCAUAUCUCGAGUCUCAACUAGUAGAGUCAAGAAUACACAGUCACAGGCUUAGGCUACCAUCCCCAAAACCACUCACCCCUCCUCAACCACAAGCACCCAUCGAUUUAGCCUUCAAAUCCUGUUUCUGGGAACCAGACACCAAACCCCAUCGUGAGGGUGGUUGUGGUUGGACCUCCAUUGAAGCCCUUUCCAACGUGUCCCAAUGCGCCAAAGAAAGCAGCUACGUCCUCCCUCAGUCAUACUCAUCGGUGCGACUCAGCCCCCAGAGUUUGGAGCUGUGCACUGAGAACUUGGGGAAUGAAACGGGAAGUGACAUGAUAGAGAGUGGCAUUGAUUUGCUAUCUUCUUCGGAAGGUGAGAAUUUGGUGAGAAGGGAGGAAAAAAGAAAAACGCGUCAAGUUUUGGGAGCUAAGGAAUUUCCACCUCCUUUGACAACGAUAAGAGGGUCAGAGUCUCUACGUGUGAGAUCCCACAGAGAAGAUGGAAGGCUUGUACUUGAGCUCACCAAAGUCAAUGUCCCAUCUUGUUUCCAAGCUCAGAGGAGCCAUGGCCGCCUUCGCCUCCGCUUUUGGACUCACCCACAAGAUCAUGAUCAUGAUGAUGUUGAUGUUGACAUCCAAGAACAAUUUGAAAAUGGUCAAACACAAGACGUGGAAGAAUAUGAUGAUGAUGAUGAAGAAGAUGAAGAAGAAGAUGUUGUUGAUACUGAGAAUGAGGGUGGGUGGGAAGAGACCAAAGGCCACAACAGUUGGAGGAGUAUUGAGGGUGGUGUGAGAAUGGAAAAGUAUGAAAUUGAGAGGCGAAGCAGAAUGUCUCAAGAUGGAGGAUCAAGUAGGGAGAGCACUCCUGCCUCACAAAUUGAAAGAUUUGCACAAAGAUUUGAAAGAAUGUUUGAGAGGCAAAAUGAAGCAGUAAAGAAUGUUCAAAAGGCGUUGGCAAAUAAUGUAAGAAAGCGGUCACAUAAUCAUUCUCCACAUGCUUAUGGAGAUUCUAGUAGUUCUUCAAGAGAAAGAAGAAGAGAUAGGAGGGAUAAUGAAGAAAUGAGGUAUGAUAGGUGGAGAGAUAAUAGAGAGAGGAAAAAUCAAAGAAGGAGAAGAGAUGAUGUAAGACAUAGAGCAAUCAAAUACUUCAAAUGUCUUAAAAAGGGUCAUAUUGCAUUCCAAUGUCCAAACAAGAAAACUACAAUUUUGAAGAAGAAUGGUGAAAUCUUAAGUGCAAUUUCAUCUCAAUCAUCACAUGCUUCAAGUGAAGAAGAUAGUGAGUUUGAAGCUUUAUGCCAUGAAGGAGAUUUGCUUAUGGUAAGGCGUCUCUUGGGUAGUAUAGUUAAAGAGGAUGACACUACACAAAGAAAAUAUUUUUCAUUCAAGAUGCUUGGUAAUAAAGAGUCAAAUUUGAGGAUAAAUUCUCUUGAAGAAGGAGGGAUUGAUGAGAAUCAAGGAAGGUCCAUUGAAGAUAAAGACUUGAAGGCAUUGGAAGGACUUCAAUAA
Messenger RNA from Abrus precatorius (Indian licorice), 1557 nucleotides. RefSeq lists its product as uncharacterized. NCBI's taxonomy places the organism in Eukaryota, Viridiplantae, Streptophyta, Magnoliopsida, Fabales, Fabaceae. The record is from RefSeq and is a predicted model, not a curated record. Gene Ontology annotation, molecular function: zinc ion binding; nucleic acid binding. The transcript has 4 exons. Bases 40 to 1557 code for a protein of 505 amino acids.